GGGGAAGAAGCAGCAGCAGCAGCGGCCCCGAGAGAGAGAGAGAGAGAGCGCCCAGCCCUGGAGCGACGCCAUGCCUUUGCAAAGAUAAUGUUAGAUGUUGCCCCAGGGCGAAUUCCCAUGUUGGUAGCUGAGGUGAUCAGGUGACCAGGAAAGGGAAGAGAAGGUGGAGAUGGAACUGCCAAAUCAUGCCAAACAUUUGCUCCUGCAGCUUAACCAGCAACGAGCCAAAGGUUUCCUUUGCGAUGUGAUCAUCGUUGUCGAAAAUGCCCUCUUCCGUGCCCACAAGAACAUCCUGGCAGCCAGCAGCAUGUACUUCAAGUCCCUCAUCUUGCACGACAACCUGAUCAACUUAGAUACUGACAUGGUCAACCCGACCGUGUUCCGGCAAAUCUUGGACUUUAUUUAUACUGGUAAGCUCUUAAUGACCGACCAGCCUGGUGAACAGAACUUUAAUGCUCUCCUCACCGCAGCAAGCUACCUCCAACUUCCUGACCUGGCGGCCCUUUGUAGGAAGAAGCUCAAACGCAGCGGGAGGUCCUUCGCUGGCCGGGCUGGUGGAGCCUCCAGCGUUGGGCGGCCGCCUCGGAGUCAGAGACUCGCCACCGCUUCAGUCAUUACUCGUUAUUCAGGGUCAACCGAAGGGAUGAAGGGCUCUCAGCCGAAGGAGAUGCCAAAGGCGAAGGUCUCAGAUGAUGAGGUCUUCAUGAACAGUUCCAACCAAGAGAAUUCUCACGCCUUGAGUAGGGGACUGGGAGAGGGAAGCAACAGCACCAACGGGAGCUGUGUGGACCAGGAACUUGGGCUGGAUCUGUCCAAAAAAAGCCCCUCCCUGCCCACUGUAGCCGCCCAAGACGACACCCCACACAGCGAGAGUCAGCGUGGCUCCCCCCGGCCCGCCUCAGCCCCUACCGCCAACAGUGCCUCAUCGUUCGAAGAGUCCAUCUCUGGAGCCCCUCCCUCCCUAAUAGACAACUGUGAGCCCAUGGAGAUGGACCUCAGUGAAGACCGCCAGUGUCUCCCCGAAGGCAACCAGCGAAAGAGCCUACGCCAUUCCUCGCGCAAGAAAGAAUGGAUCAAGAAGGAUUGCCCCUUCGACCGGAAGGAAGGCGGGGGCAAAGGCUGCGAGGAGGGCGAGGGGUUACCCAACGGCAUCCUGAUGGGCCCCUUGUGCAAGUCUGCAGAGCGCAGCCUAGGCCUGAGCCCCUACGGCCCGGAGCCGCCUUUGCACGCCUGCAAAGAAGACGUGGAGAAUGGCAAAGAGAACAGCGAGGACAGCGGUCAGAGUGAAAGCGAGAACGGCGGGCACAGCAGCGCCAACUACGUCUACCGGCAGGAAGGCUACGAACCGGUGGCCUUCGGGGACAACUUGUACGUCUGUAUCCCGUGCGGGAAGGGUUUCCCCAGCUCGGAGCAGCUCAACGCCCACGUGGAGAAACACACGGAAGAAGAGCUGUACAUCAAGGAGGAAGGGACGUUUGAGGAUAAAGAAGAGGAGGCCGAGGAUUUAUCAAACCCCAACCAGCCCUACACCUCGGAAUCGCGGCCGUUCAAGUGCUCGGUUUGCGAGAAGAGCUACAAAGAUCCCGCCACCCUCCGGCAGCACGAGAAGACUCACUGGCUGACGCGGCCCUUCCCUUGCAACAUCUGCGGCAAGAUGUUUACCCAGCGGGGCACCAUGACUCGGCACAUGCGCAGCCAUUUGGGACUCAAGCCCUUCGCCUGCGAGGAGUGCGGGAUGCGCUUCACCCGGCAGUACCGGCUGACCGAGCACAUGCGCGUCCACUCAGGGGAAAAGCCCUACGAAUGUCAACUGUGCGGCGGGAAAUUUACCCAGCAACGAAACCUCAUCAGCCACUUGAGAAUGCAUACCUCUCCUACAUGAAGCCAAAGUCUCUCCAAGGAGCUCUGAGCCCCUCCAACCCACCCACCAUAAAUAUCCCUUAGACUUGCUGCUUUAAAAACAGACUAUACAAACAAGGGACGUUCGACUCCCCACUUCAGUCAUGGAAGGCGUGAACCAAACAGAGCUUUACUUUCUUUCUUUCUUUCUCCUCCUCCUCCCCCUCAUCUUUUCCCCUUCCCCUCUUCCAAAGGAAAAAAAAGAAACCCCAGCCCCAAUUUAACUUUCAGACUCCUUCCCUUUGUAUCAGCUUUUCUCUCAGGGCCUGUGGGGUUAAAAGUGGAGCAAGGAACGCCGUUGGAGGUGACGUGGAACCUCCGAGGAUCUCCACCGUAGGGAAUGAGGGGUAGUCUAAGCCAGAGGUCUCCAACGUUGGCAACUUUAAACGUUGGCGGACGUCAACUCCCAGAAUUCCCCAGCCAGCAGACCACCCUUCAUUCCUCCAGGCUUAAAGUUGCCGACGUUGGGAGACCCCCCCUGGCCUAAGGAAAAAUCCUUCCUGGUUGACGCCAACUCAAAUUGAGGUCCCCCACAGAAAAGGGAGAGGAGGGGGUAAGAUGGUCUUCGUCAGGGAAGCAAGGGUCGGCCCCUCGCUCCCUCGGUUUACUUUUUUCUUAGCACUUUUUGGAAUUGCUACGGUCGAUACUUCCACAGUAUUAUUUGUCUUUUUUCUGACGCAACUCCCAAGAAAUACCCUUUAGCGGCCCGUGGGUGGCCUUUUUGGGUUUUGUUUUUUUUCCCCGCUUCUUUAAUCCUUUUUGGGGGUUCGGGGUGGGGGUUUAGUUUUUACAACGGACCUGGUUUUUAAAUGGAUGGUUGUCCCUCAAAGCAGCAAUGGGAGACGUUCCUUGCCAACGGAGACCACUCUGUUCUUUCUUCAUGCUGUCCUUCGGGAAGGCGGUGGGCCUCUGAAGAACAAAUGACAUUUCCGUGGCCUUGUCUCCGCCCGACCCCCCUCCCCAUUUCCACCUAGGAAGGUUUUCUUCCAACUGUCCCUUCUCCCAUCAGGUUCUGAGGGAAGAGCUGGUCCGCCUUAACCAUCACACCCCGCCUAGUCUUCAACCUCUUCUGAUCCCCAACUUACCUCAACCUCUUUUGAUCUCUCUAGCCUUAUCCAUGACUGAAUGAGGGUGGUGGUGGUGGAGGGGGCUGAGGGACACCCCACCCACCCCAGGAAUUUCUUUCAAAUGAGCAGGGGUCAUAUCUGUGUUAAUUUCCUUCUCCCCCCUCCCCUUUAGUUUUUUGUAUGGAUUUUUUUUUUUUUUUUUUUGCUUAGAGGUACUUGUUCUAUUAAGAGGAAAACGAUGCGUUUGUUCAUAAUUGAUGUCAGUGUCAGAACUGGAAAGCUUGAGGGGGACUUCGGGUGGGCAGCCGGAAUUGAAGUAGGCUGGAAAAUGGCGACAAGUUCCUUUUAGGUACCUUUUCAUUUUUUUUUAUUUUUUUAAAUUUUUAUUUGGGGUGCACGUGUGUGUGUUAUGUGUGUGUCUGUCUGUCUGUUUGCACGCCUGCACCGGGUGGGGGGGGGUGUAUGCGUGCACUUAGCUUUUUUUCCUCCUUCACUAAAGAGUUGGGUCAGAAUGGCAGGGCCCACUUCCUUUUCUACCUCUUGAAUUCACACGAACAAUAAGAUGGUUAGCGGAAAUAAUUAGGUGUGGUGUUUUCUCCCGCCCCCCCCCCCAGCCCUCUCCCCCUCCCCACCUAUCCCCAGUUGUAAGUUAGUGUACAAAGUAGAAAUUAAGGUUAAGGGAUUUUUGCCACCUCAUUUUUUCCGUUCAGAAAGUCAGAAAUGCAUAAAGCAUGGCCAAAGACAAUAAAGUAGUUUUUUUGUUUUUUUUUAAAGCUGGAAGUCCAGAGAAGAUAACGCGAUGCCACCAAAUCGUUGGGGUUUCUGUCCACAGAAAAUACAAAAAAACCAAACACCCCCCCCCCUUUUUUUUUUUUUUUUAGAAAAGAGCUUUUGGGUAGCCUUGUUUAUUGAACCUGGAUGCCGUGGCGGGGCAAAAGCUCCAUUUUUCCAUGGCUUGUCUCUUCGAUGGGCUCCAGUUGAGACAGUCAACGGCGAAGCCGUUGGUCCCGUCAGGAUCCAGAGCGCAAUAAGAAUGUGGAGAACCCAACCAAAGUCUUUCGUUCCCUUCCUUUGGGGUGGGGGGGUAGUAGGGAUGUCGACCUGGGUAUGUGCUCGUUCCACCUUCGUUCUUAAAAGGGAUGCACAACAGGUGCACGUCAGUGGUGGGUUGCUACCGGUUCGCGAACCAAUGGUGGCGGCAGGAGUCUCUGCCCACCUGCCCAGACGUCAUCAAAAACGCUCUGCGCACGCGCGGGACCUUCUACGCAUGCGCAGAAGCGCCGUGCACUCGUGAAGCGAGCUCGCAAGUCCGCGCGCUACCGAUAGCGAACCCAUAGCGCCGGGAUUUGAAACCCACUACUGGUGUACGUGUUGAGGUUGGGGCCACCGGGAGAUUGAACAGCCAUGCACUUGUCUGUCAAAAGACCUCACCGCCAACAGCUGCUAUAGGUGUAGGAGAUGCGGGCCCUCAACUUCGUUGGCACGACCAGUUGUGGAAAGUGAUGGCUGAGCCCCCCAACCCCGAACGGUUGGUCUCGGGUGGUUAAAAAAAACAAAAACCCACGACUCUCUCUUUGAGUCUGGAAUGGAGUAAGGUUUACAUUUUCCCGUCCCUCUGCUUUAACUUCCUUGCUUGAAAACCAUUGUUCUGUUUAUGAUUGUUUAUGAUGAUGAUGAUGGUUAAUAUGAUGAUGAUGAUGAUGAUCAUUAUGGUAGGGGUCACCAAAGCGCCCUAUGUCUUUUUUUUUUCUUUAAAAAAAAAAAACAAAAAGGAAAAAACACACCUUUUUUGUCUUUAAGUUUAGACCAAAAAAAAGAAAAAAAAGAAAAAAUAAGUCAGCCUGUUCAAAUAAAAGAGAGAAGUUUGCAUUUUUCCGUUUUUGCCACCACCGUUAAGUGUUUUCCUCCUUUCUUCUUAGGAUAGAGACAAACCCAAGUUGAAUUAAGGGAGCCUAGACUCCCCGUUUCACUCAAUACGCCUUCCAACGACCAACCAAUGAGUCGUUAUGCAGGGAAAUUGGUCCUUUCUUUCCCUUCUUAAGGAUCUUUACCUCAAGUUUCAUUUUUCAAUUCCAUGCAUCUUCAAGUUCGGGCAUUUUUUUGUGUCAUGCCGCAGCUUGAUUUAAUCAUCUUUUUUUCUUUCUUUCUUUCUUGUGGGUCACUCAUUUUUGUCUUUCAUUUUUGUGGAACAUUAAUGUGAACGCUGUGCUCCCAACAGCCAUCUUCCUGUGAAUUCUCAUUUUUCUUUUGUUCCAUUUUUCAAAAACGUAUUCAUCAUUCCAUGGUUUUUUUUGUAGAACAAUGCAACACCCCACCAAUAACAACAACAACAACAACAAACCACCCAGGUCCCCAUCAACCUUUUCUUAAACUUUAUGCACAUAGCACUGCAACACACUUCCUAUUUCCAGAUAAUUGGUGAAGGCUUGGAGGGUGGAGACAGUUGCUUCUCAAUAGAGCUGUUUCCUCUCAUGCUAAGAAAGGUUUUUUGUUAGCAAAAGGGCUUCAGGCCAAGACCGCAAAGGUUUCAUGAGUCUAGGAGGCCCCAUACAAUGUCCCAGAUGUGUGUAGAACUUCUCAAUUUGGUGACUCGCACAGUGCAGCCACCGUCUGGCUUUUUGAGAGGAACCUCAAUAGAUGCUUCACUUCUGGUGGAAAACAAAGAACCUGCCCUCAAGCCAGCAUUUGUGGAUUAGUAGUUUGGUGGUAGAAAGCUUCAACGGAACUAUCCUUUGUGCUCAGGGGCGCAGAUCUAUAAUUUUCAAGAAUAUAAACCCCCACUUCCGUUCAUCUCCAAACUCUUGAGAUGCCUUCAAAAGCCAUGCCUUGGGCUAGCAAACUGUAGGGUCUAAAAUUGAGAGUUGAGGGUGAAUAUUUUGUUCCUACCUCACCAUCCUUUCAGAAAAAGGACACUUAAAUCACCGCCCCUACCCCCAAAACUUAUCUUUGUAUCCAAUAUCGUGGACCAUGACAUGGACAUCGUCCAUGACAUUCCUUCUGCGAUGGUUCCUCUUCCCAGCUGGUAUUGAUUGACCUUUAGGGCAACUGAGCUAAAGAACUUGAGAAGGCAUUGGGGAUAAGGUAGGCCUUUGAGUCAACCCUGGCAAGUAUUAAUUAUUAAGCCAGAAAUUUGGAGGUCCAACCGCCUAUGGAAGCGAGUCAUCAACUCCCAAGUGCUACUUAACUUUCUACAUUGCCAUCCAGAAAAGAUCCAUUUUGUUAAAUCCAAAGAGGAGCCUAGCAGCGUGGAACAAAUGCGAAGAGGAAACCAUUCCUCUUAAUUUCGCUGGAAUGUUGAGUUUAGAGUCAAGACACUAGAAGUCUUUAGAUUUAAGACCCUAGUAUUGAAUCUUGAGUGGAAAUACUUCAAGUUGGGUCUUCGUUGGGUUUCUGAUCGAAGUUUUUGGAAUCUUGGAAUCUUGAAAUUUCAGGACCGGCGGUCCUUGGAUCGCCUCUUCUUUUUCUUCUUAAGCUUGCUUUUUCCCCUCCCUUUCUUUCUUUCUUUCUUUCAUCCCCCUCUCAGCACUUAAACAAGGCGACAAAAAGUCUGUGUACAGCACGAGUAUUGUACAAAAAAAAAAAAUGGGGGGAAAAAGGAAAGCCCCCCCCCAUUUCUUUUCAUUGUUUCACCCCUUUUUCGACAAAAUUAGCCGUGUAGAAAGUGUUCCAUAGAUAGGAUUUUGAUGUCCCUUCCUCCCUUCUCCUUCCUUUCCCUUUCUCUUCCUCCCAAGAUGGUGACAAUAAUAACGAAAGAAAAAAAAAUCAAAUAAUUCUCAAAACUUCAGGGACUGUUCAAGACUCACUUAAAGGGUCUGGACACUCGACUGCAUUUAUACGACAUAGUAUUGUAUCAAGCAUUUUCUGUAUUUUAAUGAGAAAAGAAAAAAGCAAAAACACUAGUUUCAUAUUUAAGAUUUUAAGAAUUCUAGGGUUGGGUGGGAAGGAAAAUACACUUGGUUCCGGUUUUUGGUUUCUCCUUUCUCUUCGUUCCCUUUUUUUUUUUGCUUUAUUUUAUUUUAAUUUGCUACUUUUUUUUUUUUUUGAGAUACAGAAAAGAGCCUUCUGAGGUUGUUGGUUCUUUUUUUUAAAAAAAAAAGUAAAAUCACAGAGGCCCAACAGCUUAACUCUUAUGCUUUAAUCCGUUUAGAUCACCAGAAUGUUUUCAGAGUUCCCGGAGUGGAUGAUAAAAAAAAAUAAUAACAGAAAAAGUUGCAUUAAAAGAUAGCUCAUACCCAAAUUCACACACACACACACACACACACACAAAAUUCCUAUUUUUAAACCAAAGCACAUUUUGAAUGACUAUGGAACCUCACUUGGCUCGGAAAAAAAAAUUAAUAUAUUUAUCUCAUUGUUUACAUAAACUUUUACAGUUACAGACCUCAACAGAUCUAGGGGCCAGUCAAAAUUAAUGAUUGCUUUUUCCAUCGGUUUAGCUGACAAAAAAGAGUUGCGGGUAAACGGUGUAUAGGAUGUGCUGUUGUGUAAAGGAAUGGAAAAAAACAACACACCACAACCACCCAACCUCAACAGUUCAAUUAGAACUGAUUUGUAUUCCAGGAUUUUUUAACGUGGUUUAGGGUGUAGGAAAACAAGCCAUUAAUGAUCUCCAGAAGGACUUUGAGUUCCAUCAGUCCUUGCCAGGGGCCAGUAGACCAGCAGUUGGAGGGUAGUUCUUCCAUCAGAGGAUCUUCUUGGACACCGUAGGACCACACGUAGGGCGAGAAUGAAGUUCUGUUUGUUCAAAAAAACCAAAAAAACCAUGGUCACAGAAAGCCGUGACAAACUUUCCAUCGCAAGUUGCAUAUGGUGCUGGACCACGACAAGAUCUCAAAUCAGAUUGAGAAUGUUUCCUCUGCGAGGGACAGCGGAAAUUGUCCACCCGUGAUAGAACCACCCAACAGUCAAUCUCUGUUGGAGAAGAAACUAGCAUUUAAUGUUAAGUCAGGUGUACUGGGGUGCUGGUCGUCUGUCGACAUUCUUGGAAGGAUUGUCCCAAAGUAUGUGUUUAACCCAGUUUUAACUCCACUCAAAAGAAUGGUCCAGUCAAUAGCUUUGAUCUUGGGCUUGAAGUCUUAAGGAGUUGCACUGAGGUUUCUUCUCCGUGCUCAAAUGUCCUUCGGUGAUGACUUUGCUAAGUAAGUGGACAUCAGGCUAGGAAGUUUCAAUCCCAAAGGACCUUUGGUCAUCCAGUUGUCGCUAUAUUGCAGCACACUUAACAUUUGGCAACAUCUGGAGAUGUCUUUUGUUUCUUCCAGAAUUAUGUGUUCUCUCUACUUCUGGAUUAGAUGUUCUCUCCAGCUUCAGGAUUGGUGGUUCUAGCCCCAAAAAUACGUUUUUAAGUUAGAUGGAUGGUUGUUUCUUUUGGAGGGGGAUGCCGGCGGAUUUGAGAGUCUUCUCCAAUGGUGGCCUUCAGAUGAGGAGAUCCAAUUUAACUCUGGUUUGCAAUCUGGUGCGCUUCCAGGAGAGGGGAAAGUGUUUUCAUGUCGCACGAGGACCUAGUAAACAAGUCUUGAUACACAACAGAUCUGAUCUUAGAACCGUGAGAGACCGUUUUCCUCACCAAUUGUUGUUUUUUUCCCCCUCGUUUGUCAUGUCUUAACUUUCCUGCUCCAGUGAGUUGGCCAGAUUGUGAUCUAGAUUUGAGGGGAUCUUAGCCUGGAAAAUUCCAGAAAUGUACCUUCAAAAAAUUGAGAGGAUCUUAACCUGGAAGGUUCCAGAAACGCACCUUCAAAAGAUUGAGGGGGCCUGGAACGUUCCAGAAACGCACCUUCAAAAUAUUAUUUUCUGUAAAGAAAAAAAAUAAUUCUCUUUAAUAUUUCUACUUUUUUUUUUAGUUAAAGAAAAAUCACACUUUAUCGGUUCUUCGUUGAAUGCUGUUUUUUCCUCUGCUGUUUGUUUGUUUUUUCCCCCAAAGCAAACGCAUUAAAAAAAAUUGCCUGAAAUAUUUAGGAUGCAAAGAGGUAAAGAACAAGGCUGAUGGAAAACAAAAGUUAUUAAUUUUGCCUGGUCUUGAAUAUCUAACUAACAAAGAUGGUGCAAAACACUAUUUGACAGUGUUGUUUUUUUGUUUUUUUGUUUUGUAUCAAUAUUGUACGUACUUUAUUGAAUGUAUUUAUUUCUCAAAAUUCUGUAUGCACAGUUUUGCAAGGAGAAAAAAUAAUAAUAAAUAAAACCUCAGCAUUUGCAAAAAGACAAACGAUGCAUUCAGCAGGGUCUUCGCUACAGGAUUUCCAAAAAAAAAAAAAGAGUUUUAAAAAGUUUUAAAACUUAAAAAAAAAAUAGAAACGAGAAAAAAUAAAAAUAAACUCAGAGACACUCUUGGCAUAGCCAUAAAUCCAUAACCUGUGAAGACAAUACAAACCGUGGAUUUUUGUAGCUCUUUUAUUAUUUUUUUUCCUUUCCACAAAAGACAAAAAAUAUUGUUUUUUCGCUUAUAUUUAAGAUAUUUCCAGUUAUAGCAACGUCACUCUUAAUACAAUUUCCUUCCUUGUUAUUGUUUUUUUUUUUUUUACAUUUUCUCUCGUUUUGUUUGUAUGCGUGAGGGUGUGUACGUGCAUGAGUAAACCAAUGUGUAACGCGCUUUUUUAUUUUUCUUUUGAGCGGUGCAGGUCAAUUCUAGGUUAACAGUAUUUUUCAAAAAAAAAAGAAAAAAGAUUCUGCCGUGUCACUUCUGUUCUAAAUAUUAAAAGCAAAACAAAACAAAAAAAAGGAAAAAAAAUAAAAUAAAAAGGAACUUCAGCUCCUAAAAGGAAACAUUUGGGGUCAUUUGGUGCAGAAAGCAAAAAAGAGAGAGAGAGAGAGAAACGGGUUGUUAUUGUUAUUAAUAUUAUUUUUCCAUGCAGUUGACACCGACCUAGUUUGGAGAAAGGGAGCUUACACAAUUCUAGGAAAAAAGCGGUAUCAAGACUUUCCAGAGGUUUGGCAAAUAAAACCUCCCCCAGAGAACAUUUCUGCUCUCCACUUUUGGUCAUCUGAAUGACCUUUCUAAUGUUUACAAUGCAAGCAAUAAUAAGCCGUUUUUUUAAAAAAAUUGAUUUUGAUUUGAUUUGUUUUAAAGGGGGGGGGCUUGUAAGAGUCCCAGGCACGGGAGGCCAAAAAGCUUUACGCUCCCGGCUUGCAAGAACCAAGAUAGAACGGUGGCCCUUCAAGCUGUCAUUUUGUGUCCAUCCACAUGCUCAAACCGUAAACGUAUCCCAAGGUGCGGGUCUUCCCAAGCACUGAGAAAGCUCCAAAUCCUCUUUGGGAACACUUGGAUGUAAAUUUUGGGGAGCCUUGGAGAAUUCUGGAAGUUGCCCUCGCAGGCCGAACCGGAAAGUCCUCGGAUAUUGGUAGCUAAUAAAACAUUUCGCCUUCUGAUGCCUUGCCAACUUGCUAAGCUGGAGUUGAGGUGGACCAUUUCUUAGCCCUAAUUAAACCUAAUUAGGGUUUAAGGCUAGCCUUCAAAGACAGUCUGUGUAGCAUAGAGACGUCGGAUAAGUUUGGGACAUCCGGUGAAACUCAACCAUGGAAGACACCGGUAGCAAGAAAUACUCUUCUUUAUAUUAUUAACUUUCGGUAUUCCCUGGUGGGUUAUAAUGGCUAUGUUUUGGGUGUCAUUGAAUGAAGCGGAGUGCUAGUAAGAUCCAGUUUUGAGAGAGGUGGGGGGAGACCAUGAGAUAUGUUGUUAUUUUAGGGUCUUUGAAGAAGUCGAUGGCAACUCGCUUCUGUCGUGCUUUUUAUCCCCAUUCCAGCCCCAGGAGUGAAGCUUAAGUAAAAUAAAACUGGACCAUUUUAGAGGACAUGGAUUACAAUAUGAACCAGAUAGACCAGUCUUGGCAAGCCUUUUCAGCGCCAAGUGCCAAAAUGGGAGUGCGUGCGUGGGGAGGGGGGGAGAGCACCGGAAAUUUGAACAGCAGCUCCCUGGUGUCCACACGCGGGAGAACCAGAAGAGCAGUUCCCUGGCGCGCGCACCGGGAGGCUCAGUUUCCGAUGUGCACUGGUCACCUGGUCUUCCGGUUUUCUGAUGCAUGUGCAAGGACCACCUGGCGUGUACGCACUGGAACCCGGUAGGGCGAUGACUGGUGUGCCCAGAGAGGUGGCUUUGUGUGCCACUUUCGGCACGCGUGCCAGGCGUUCGCCAUCACGGAUAUAAGACACUUGAGAUAUGCAUUGAUGGGAGUGCGCCUUCCCUCCUUCUCUCAACUCCCAGGGCAGCGAAUUGGGAGCAAGGAUAUGUAGAUUAACACACACACAAAUUAUCCUGAUCUCUUCUGGUUUGAAAUCCUGCCAGCCUCCGCGCAGAGUUCUAAACGCUGAGGAUUUGGUGAAAGAAAAAACACUCCAUUUGAAAGGAUGAAGUAAGUGUCCCUUAGUACUCGGUCCUUAAGCUUACCGGUGACCGCAUACACAUUAUUAAAAAAACCCUUGCAGACACAAAACGCACACACCAGGAAGAGGAAGGACAGCAGAAGCUCCCUUCCAUUUUUCAUUUCUUUGGGCCAAUUUUCACUCAUGCACUAUAUUAACUCGUUGCAAAGACAUUCAAACGCAUAGAUGUGCAGCCGCCGGCCAAUUUUUUUUUUUUUUUUUGGAAAUCCAUUUUUCCUAAAUAAGCUGCUUUAUCUCACUUCCCCCCCCCCCAUCUGGAAAAUGUCCAAGCCAAUUCCUUCUCGGAAGACAAAGCGGUACCUAGGAUGCAAUUUGUGUGCAAUCAUUAAAUUUCAGUUUUUUUGUGCAGUGUUCAUAUGAUCCAGAGGUUUUUUUUGGGGGGGGGGGAAUUCUUUUUCUACCUCAUUUAUACCUCUCAAAGAAUAUUGGAAGGAAGAAGAUUCUUCUUUUGGCAAAUUGUUCCACUUUGUACUCGCAUUCCUCAUUCCAAUUUCUUUCCCUCAAAUACACACAAACAUUGAACAUGUGGCAUUAACAUGUUGGCAGCUGGAGGUUAUUGCCACCGGGAACAGAUAAAAUGGAUCCAAGAAUUUUUGUUUAUUUUCCUUUUUGUUGAGUUGAGUCCUACUAGGCAAAUUGUUCUUAGGUUUUGCUUUUACCAACCAGUUUUCUGUCUAUGGCAUGGAUGUUGCGUUUUUUGAAGCUCAUGGAAUUGAUGGCGAGUCAGUUUCACUCAUGGCGAGUCAAUGUCACCAAUUUGAUUUGGAAAUUGGAAAAGGAAAAAAUUUGCCAGUGUUGAGUGAGGAGGUUUGCUUAAUUCUCAACGUCAACUGGAGAAAGGGGCAUCUAUUGUUCCCCUGCUGCCUCCUUGACCCUUAAUUUCUCUCUCUCUCUCACACACACACACAAACACACUUGCUUUCUGACCAUAAAGCCCCAAAUGUUUUUUGCAAAUGUAACUGACGUUCCUAUCCUAUCAAACUGUUCUUCUUUCCUUCAAAAGCUUGAAUUCAGGUUAAGAGUUGCAGGCUGCUGUGGCUGCAACUCGCGUGUCAUAUUGGGGGAAAAUAAAUAAUAAUAAUAAUAAUGCAGAAAUUAUAAUAUGAUCUCAGCAUUCAGUAAUUUGCAGUCUUAAUGUACAGUGAUGAAAAACUUGUUAUUUUAUGAACUUUUCAUUAAAAG
Ahaetulla prasina is the source of this 12518-nucleotide messenger RNA. It is a transcript of the gene HIC2, whose product is annotated as HIC ZBTB transcriptional repressor 2. Gene Ontology annotation, cellular component: nucleus. Gene Ontology annotation, biological process: regulation of transcription by RNA polymerase II. Lineage: Eukaryota; Metazoa; Chordata; Lepidosauria; Squamata; Colubridae. The transcript is spliced from 3 exons. The record is from RefSeq and is a predicted model, not a curated record. The coding region runs from base 170 to 1882 and encodes 570 amino acids. Gene Ontology annotation, molecular function: RNA polymerase II cis-regulatory region sequence-specific DNA binding; DNA-binding transcription factor activity, RNA polymerase II-specific; protein binding.